AUGAACAAAAUCACCUGCAGUCACAUUUACUACUGGCAGCCAUUCUAUGCCCACGAGGAAAGCAAGCCUUCAGAAGAAGCCAACACUGUUGAUAUAAGAAUGCCCUGCCGUCAUCACCCAACCCCACGGCCACCUCCUUGCCCUCUGCUACGCUGUCUGGCCACUGGCCUUGGCAAGCGGACUUUCUCUGGGGCUCUGAUCCUUGUCAGUGUUCUAAGCCGGAUGCAGGGGAGGUAUUUGUUCAAAGGAGUCACUGUUACAGCCUCUCAGCAUGAAGGACCACUGUAUCUGGUGCAGUCUCCUUCUCUGACUGCUGAGCCUUCAAUCAAUCAACAACUCUUUAUUGAGCUCCUACUAAACGCUCAGUGCAGUGCCCAGUCUAGCCUCUGCGUUCAGAAAGAGUCCCUGGAAACCAGACAGAUGGCGUUUACUUUGGCACAGCUCGAGGCCUUGGAGAUUUGUCUGAAGGAAGCAGAAGAAAAGGCUAAAGUCUUAUCCGAACAGCUUGCAGCCUCUGAAGGAACAAAAUCAAAGCUGCUUGAACAAGUUUCCUGGCUGGAGAAAAAACUAGAGGCUCUGGACCAAAAGGAGGACAGUGGGGAACCAUAUGAAAAAAUGGUCCUUGAAAAAGACCAGUGUAUUGAAAAAUUACAAGCUGAAGUGAAAGCUUCCCAGCAGCAACUUGUAGACUAUAAACUAAAGCACCAAAGGAAACUGGAAAAGCUACAAACUGAUUUGGCAACAGCUAAGCAAGAGGCUGCCAUCACAGUCCUGGAACUCAAUGAGAAGAUAAAGACUCUAUGUGAAGGAAAGCCAGCCCCUAGAGAAGACAGCUCACUGGAAGAGUGCUAUGGUGGUCUCCCGCCUGUGGAAGAAGGUGACCGAAAAAUCAACCUGAUUGUGGAGUUGUCGACCCAGGUUUCCCAUCAGACUGAGAAGAUCACUCAGCUGGAAGAAAUUUUAGAAGAAAAGGAAAGGAAGAUUCAGCAGCUGGAAGCCGAGCGGGAGGCCCAUCCUUUCCCAGAGGUCAAAGACUCUCCAGAAUGUUUACAAGAGGCCCCAAUUUUCUUUAGUAAUAGCGUCACUCCUGUGGUCUAUGACGAGGAUAUUUAA
Messenger RNA from Mesoplodon densirostris (Blainville's beaked whale), 1113 nucleotides. RefSeq names its product coiled-coil domain containing 192 (gene CCDC192). The transcript is spliced from 7 exons. The record is from RefSeq and is a predicted model, not a curated record. The coding region runs from base 1 to 1113 and encodes 370 amino acids. Lineage: Eukaryota; Metazoa; Chordata; Mammalia; Artiodactyla; Ziphiidae.